CACACACAGACACACACACACACUGUGACUGGACUGGCUGCAGCAGACAUGAAGAUAAAAGCCACAGCUGUGUGGACGCUGGUCGUCUCUCUGCUGGCAACGUCCUGUCGCGCUCAGAAGCUGAACAUCCACUGGGGUCCUCAGUCCAUGAUGUAUCUGAAGGGCAAACAUGGCAGGAGGUUCGUGCCAGAGGACAACAACAGUGUUUGGAAGCAGGGUCUGCAGGACUGGUACGCAGUACUCCGAGGCAUCCAGCGGCUGCAGACUCUGGAGUUCAGUAAACCCCGUCACAUCGUGAGCUCAGAGAAAGUGCUCAUCCACUACCUCCAGGAGAGAUGAGACACGCGAAGUCCAAAUGUCUCCGCGGACCUGAACUAACAAUUCACUGAGACCAUGUCCAAACAAUAACACACAAACUUCAGCCCACACCGUAACAGCCGGGGUGCGACAGGCAGAGACACAAGCGGUGCUACAACCCGUCCCAGACGCUCAGCAGUCUGAAAACGCUGUUCCUCUUAUUCUCUAAAUGUAUUUGGAUCCAUCCGUUUUUCCAUUUCCUCAGUGAAUUGUUGUGUUUUAAAAACACGUGUGCUCUUCUCUUUGUACAGAUUUCAGCUCGUAUAUGAAGCAGAACAGAAAAUAGACAAAGUGCACUGAAUAAAUAUGA
Messenger RNA from Toxotes jaculatrix (banded archerfish), 667 nucleotides. RefSeq names its product spexin prohormone 2-like. Lineage: Eukaryota; Metazoa; Chordata; Actinopteri; Toxotidae. The coding region runs from base 49 to 339 and encodes 96 amino acids. The record is from RefSeq and is a predicted model, not a curated record. The transcript has 5 exons. Gene Ontology annotation, molecular function: neuropeptide hormone activity.